UACAGAUGAGGAGGAGGAAGUCACAUUGAUGUACGCACAACAUGAGAGGAUUCCAAUGAAAGACUUCAGUGCAGAGGUCAGAGCGACCCUUGAUGUAGGAAACUUUGUGAAUCGAGCCACACUUCUUUUGGACAUCAACCAGACGAGUUUGGAAUCCAUAGUCACCCUUCUCCUGGCCAAGAUGCUGGCUGGAGAUGAACGCUCGGACAUGAUCAUGAAGGAAGGUCGGGCUGCAUUGAUGACCCAUGAUUCAGUUCACGUACUCUCAAAGACCGUGCAGGGCACCAGUACAAGUGAAGGUGGUGGCUUUGACUAUGAUCAGUCAUGGAUAUGUGCAUUAUGCUCCUUGCCAUCGUUGCAAAGACGCAAGGUGGCCAUUGCAAGGUUGAAGCACCCUGCCAACUUGGGUCGUACGAGUCAAGAGAUCCGUUUCUUCAUUCUUGUCCUGGCCCCCAUGAGGGAGAAGGGGACCAAGAAUGCCCUAGAGACAGCAAGGACGUUUGCAACACUCCUGGCUGACAUUGAGUGCAGGCAGAAGCUACUGGAAGUCAAAACAGCUGUCGAGGAUUGCAUGUCUUCUUCAUCUUCAAAGACUGACUCUAGGCAGACAGAUAGUCUCUCUGUUCCUUCUAAUCCUUCCGUACCGGAGACUGACAUUGAAGCAGAGGAAGAAUUUAAACAGAUGCUUCAUCAGCAUGCCAAAGAUCUUGCCAUCCAGCAGAGUUACCCACCAAGACACUCGCGUACCUCCAGGCCUAGCGUAGGACCCUUCGACAAUUUCAAUGAAGGCGGUAGCAGUCACAAAUGUUGUAUAGGGCAGGGCCUGACGUCAGACCUGAAGAGGAGGCUCCCUCACUACUGGAGUGACUUUCGUGAUGGGGUCAUAGGUCAUAAGACGUUACAGAAGGUCAUAUCCACGACAUUGUUCCUUUACUUUGCCUGUAUCCUUCCAUCCAUAGCAUUCGGAGUACUCAACGACAAGAACACCCAUGGUUUGAUCGAUGUGAAAAAGGUGAUCAUCUCACAGACGAUGUGCGGCAUCUUCUUCUCAUUGUUUGGAGGCCAGCCUCUCAUAGUGAUGCUGACUACCGCUCCGCUUGCCCUUUACAUCAAGAUUCUGUAUACGAUAUGCGAGGACCUGGAACUCGAUUUCUAUUCCAUGUAUGCCUUGGUUGGGAUCUGGAAUUCAGUGUUUCUCCUCAUAUACUCUUUCACCGAUGCAAGCAAGCUUAUGAAGUGGUCUACAAGAUCGACAGAGGAGAUAUUCUCUCUUUUUGUAUCAAUAGCAUUUUGUGUAGAUGCUUUCAAAGAUUUGGCUGCUGAAUUUAACAAACAUUACCAUGCAAGCGAGUGCACAGGGGUUCCCGCUGCCGGUGACCUCCUUAUCUCAACCCAACCGUCCAUGACAACCCUCAAUGAUAGCAAUACAGACCCCACCACUACACUCUUCAGCAAUAUCUCAAGCCAAAUCUCCACUACCCUCGCCUCUUCUUCCACUCCGGAGUGCCACAGGGAUUCCAGUAUCCUCUAUCUGCUUCUAAUGCUCGGCACACUAUGGCUUGGUGUAACGCUUUAUAACUUCACUAAAAGUCCGUUUCUUGAUGCAAGCAAGCGAGAGGCUCUAGCCGACUACGCCCUUCCAGUGGCUGUCCUUAUCAUGUCCUUUGUCGGCUCCUACGUCUUCAGGGGAACUGAAGCGGAUAUCUUCAGUUAUAAUGAUGGUGAAGUGCUCAACGUGACCAAGUUUGAAGGUAUCUCUAUUGGUAUGGUGGCCGGCUCCAUGGGGCUAGGAUUCUGUCUCUCGCUCCUCUUUUUCAUGGAUCAAAACAUAUCUAGCGCCCUGGUUAACAACCCAGCAAACAAAUUGAAGAAAGGGACAGCGUACCAUCUUGACCUGUUUGUGGUAGCCAUCAUGAAUUGCUUUGUAUCAAUCUUUGGUCUGCCAUGGGUCCAUGCGGCUCUCCCUCACUCUCCACUCCAUGUGAGGGCGCUAGCCGAUGUAGAGGAGAGAGUAGACCAGGGACACGUCUAUCACAUUGUGGUGAGAGUAAGAGAGACCCGUUUAACAACACUCUUCUCACACAUCAUGAUAGGUCUAUCUAUCAUGAUGUUACCUACCCCGCUUCAGUAUAUCCCUAAGGCUGUCCUCUACGGCCUAUUCCUCUAUAUUGCGUAUACCGCCCUCGAUGGCAACCAGCUCUUUGAACGCAUCGUACUGCUCAUCACGGAACAGGCUGCGUACCCUCCCAACCACUAUGUGAGAAGAGUACCCCAGCGUAAGAUGCAUCUCUUCACGGCUGUUCAACUCUUACAGCUUGGUAUCCUAUGUGGGUUUGGCUUCUCUCCGUGGCCCUACCUCAAAAUGGUCUUCCCUCUCCUUAUUCUCACCUUUCUACCUAUUAGGCACAAGUUAGUACCAUUCCUUAUCGACCUCAAAUUCCUGGAUGCUCUGGAUCGAAGCCACUAGGAUGGUCAGGCAUCAGAACGGCCGCUCGUUUCUAUCGCCCAUGGUGACAACGACAACAACAUCCAAGCUCCAUGUGUGACCAUUGCUCGUUAUUUCUUAAGCAUUAUUCAUGAUUACUCAUGCAUUAUUCAUGAUUAUUCGUGCGUUAUUCAUGAUCACUCAGUCAUGCAUUAUUCAUGAUCAUCACCUCAGUCUCCUAGAGAGAUGGGUGGGCAAGAAGUCAACGUGCAACACCUUAUGAUCGUAGUUUCUUAGACAACCCUUCCUGUGUACGCGUCUGUACAACCACCUGUUUGUCUGCCUGUCUGUUUGUAUGCAGUUUACUGUACAUGAAGCACAAUCUUUCUUCUGGGUAGGUCAGCCUUGAAGAGCAGCUUCAGGCUGUUUCGAGCCAGAACGCUAUAUCGAGAUCUCCAAGAUCACAUUGGUUUUGCAGCUGAAUAGAGUUGAUUAAUUGAUUAUAAUCUAUAGCAUUUAUAUAAUGUCUAUCUAGUUACCAAUUUGUAGAGGGUGCACUAUGUAUUACCCAGUCUUAACCCCCACCUCCCCUCCCAU
Molecule: messenger RNA, 3022 nt
Organism: Lytechinus variegatus (green sea urchin)
Lineage: Eukaryota; Metazoa; Echinodermata; Echinoidea; Temnopleuroida; Toxopneustidae
Product: sodium bicarbonate transporter-like protein 11
Exons: 17
Coding region: 29-2467 (812 amino acids)
Biological process (GO): monoatomic ion homeostasis; transmembrane transport; monoatomic anion transport
Cellular component (GO): basolateral plasma membrane; plasma membrane
Molecular function (GO): solute:inorganic anion antiporter activity
Source: RefSeq, a predicted model, not a curated record